AACCCUGAGCACAUUAUUCCUACAGGAGGAAGUCAUGCACAUGCUUUUAAACUGUUCGCAAUGAAAUCCUCUAAAACUAACGGUAAAGUGCAAAUAAAACCACCAGCAGAGGGAGACAUGUCUCCUACAGAGAGGUUGAAGGUGCUCCUCUUCUUGGCCUUGUUCUCUGGAGCGACUGGAGUUUUGUUCACGCUGCUUUCCUGUGGUACCGAGUACUGGCUGCUGGCUGCGGAGGAGAAAGGAAGUGGGAAGAAUAACCUAAAGACUGAAGAUAGUGUGAGGAUCUUCCACGAGGGUCUGUUCUGGCGUUGCUUUUUCAUGGCUGGGACCUCUGAUUUCUCUAUAUGGGACCUUUGGAUCACAAAUCGGCCUCUUUCAAAGAUCUGCCAACCCGCUUUCCUUUUCCCGUUUCCUGUUAACCACCCAGCCUGGACAAAGAUUAAAGGUUUUCCCUCAGAGCCCUACGAACAUCCGUCUGCCAUCGUAUUUAGGACCUUCUGGAGCAUUUUCCUCAUCUCAGGUGUGACGGCUGUUGUCACUGGUGGACUCCUAGUUUUAUGUGCAGCCCCUCUGACCAAUCACAGCCUGUAUAGCGCUGGUGGAGCUCUUCAGAUUUGUGGAGCCUUGUGUCUGCUGGCCGUCGUAAUGAUGUAUCUGAUGUGGGUCCAGGUCCUGGAUACUCUGGAGCAGUUUGCCCUCCAUCAGAGAGUCUCCGUCUGCCCUUCCUACCACCUUAGCAUCCAGCAUGGUCCAUCGUUCCUCCUGGCGCCGGUAGCUGCCUUCUUCUGCUUGCUGGCUGGCCUCUUUAUCCUCGUGGGCCAAAGCGUUCAGGGGAGGCACUUGGACAAAAAGAAAGAAAUCUCUGAACCGUCGGAAACUGAGUUGUGAUUGUAGAUGAUUCCUAUAGUUCCUAUGGUCCUAUUUAACAAGUUGGCACAGUUGCUUUGAAAUUUAAAACCAGAAAAAGGAUAAGGUUAUAUUUUUAUAAUCUUUCACCUAAACACGUUUAAGGAAAAGUGUAAAUAAAACAAAUUGAGACUUU
Girardinichthys multiradiatus is the source of this 1042-nucleotide messenger RNA. RefSeq names its product transmembrane protein 182-like. The coding region runs from base 61 to 888 and encodes 275 amino acids. The transcript has 5 exons. Lineage: Eukaryota; Metazoa; Chordata; Actinopteri; Cyprinodontiformes; Goodeidae. Gene Ontology annotation, cellular component: membrane. The record is from RefSeq and is a predicted model, not a curated record.